GCGGCGGCGGGCUGAGGGGGGUGGGUGUGGUGAGGGGUGCUGGGCAGUUUUCUCCGCGUGGGCCGAGUGGCGCGGCCGGGACGGGCGGUCCCAGCGUGGCGGGCCCGCGCCGGGGGCCUCCUGGUCGCGCAGCUCCACCCCUCGUGCCGCAUUUCGGUCCGCGGGGUCCGGCCGGUGACAGCAUGGUGGACGUGUUCAGCGGGCGGCUCCUGGUCAGCAAGGACGGCCACAGCGUGGACGCCGAGGAGGCCCUGCAGAACAAGGUCGUGGGCUUGUACUUCUCUGCCGGCUGGUGCGCGCCCUGCCGCGACUUCACCCCCGUCCUCUGCGACUUCUACACGGAGCUGCUGGAGGAGACGCAGCCUCCCGCCCCCUUUGAGGUCGUCUUCAUCUCCUCCGACCACAGCGCCGAGGAGAUGGCGGGCUACAUGCACGCCAUGCACGGCGACUGGCUGGCCCUGCCCUUCCACGACCCCUACAAGCAGCUGCAUGACUUGCCUCUUAGGUGUAGAUAUUAUGUUCCUCACUUUUCUUGUUGGAUACCAGCAUGUCUGUCACCAUAGCUCGCAUUCCUGCUGCAAAAAUUAUGGAAUAUCACUUGUGAUGAUGAUGUGCUAUAAGAUAUUUUCUUAACUUCUGCCUUCCAAAAUGAACACUGCAAAUUCAUGAGCAUCUACAUUGUUUUGUUAAUUGCUCUCUGAUGUGAACAUUAGCACAAUGAACUGAUGUGCUGAGGAUGACCUAUGAAUGUGGCAAGAGGUAGGUAAUAGUUUUCCUACCUUUUUAGAUUAGUUUGAAAAAGGCAGGGAAACAGAUGGGUGUGGUUCUGACUUUAUGAUCAGAUGUCUAAACCCAUUUCUCUGCCUGCUUAUUUGUAUUCAAUAAAUGGCUUGUUUUCUUCUUUGUACAUUUAGUGUUAAUGGAAGUAGUGUUUCUGUUAUCACCAUGCAUUUGGAAAGAAUUUGUUUUUGCAGUGUCCUGAUAAACAUGACAGGAAACUUCAGACUUUCUUUAUCUGUUUUUCUUUCUGAGUUGGAACUGGGGCAGUGAACUGAUUCUGGGGUUCCUGGAAACACAUGAAGCUCCUCCUGUUGAGCAGCACUCUCAACAAUUCUCUCUGAUUUUAUCUGAUGUACAUUGAGAUGUUUAAUGAGCUCAGAGCUCACAGCUCACUGACUGUCUUUUACCUCUGUUGUGAAUUAAUAAAAUCCAUACCAAAAA
Messenger RNA from Tyto alba (common barn owl), 1221 nucleotides. RefSeq names its product nucleoredoxin like 2 (gene NXNL2). Gene Ontology annotation, biological process: sensory perception; photoreceptor cell maintenance. The coding region runs from base 183 to 563 and encodes 126 amino acids. The transcript has 2 exons. The record is from RefSeq and is a predicted model, not a curated record. Lineage: Eukaryota; Metazoa; Chordata; Aves; Strigiformes; Tytonidae.